Molecule: messenger RNA, 1404 nt
Organism: Rotaria sp. Silwood1
Lineage: Eukaryota; Metazoa; Rotifera; Eurotatoria; Philodinida; Philodinidae
Source: the annotation of a GenBank genome assembly
AUGGGUACUUCUGCAUUCGAUGAUCAAUAUUUGAGUAGACUAUUUGAUGAUCCAUCUAAAUCAGGUGGUAAUCAAUUAAUUGUCACUAGUCGUAUUGUUGGUUAUCAUGUUGCUCCAUUAGCUGGUCAAUUUGCUCAUUAUACAAUUCGACCUAUGGAUAUGGAACAUAUGAAGGAUUUUGUCGACUAUUGGUUUUUUCGUGUUCAUCAACGUAUACUUGACACAUUGAAUCUUUCAUUAAUUAAUCAAGGAGAGAAUCAUGGCGAGGCACUUAAGAAAGAAUUAGGAAAAAACGGAAUAUAUUGUGUAGCUUUCAGUCAAUUAGAAGAUUCAUCAUUACCAACUCAACGUAUUCUACUAGAUGAAGGAAAUAUUAAUUCUAUGUUAAGUUUGUGGAGUACGAAAAGAUCGAGCAUUUCAAUACGAGAAUUAAUUCAAAUUUUUCGUAAUAUUGCAAGUUAUAUUCAUGGAAAUUCUUCAUCAGAGUCAUUAAGUAAAAACUUUAACACUAAAGAUCAUAUCCGAGAUAUUGAACAUCAAGCAUGCGAGUUCGUACAAAUUAUUCGUGAAGAUGUUGGUAUUUUAGCUGCUCGAGGUGAAUCACUCUAUGGUUUUCUUCAUUUAACAUUUCAAGAAUAUUUUACUUGUUUAAAACUCAUCAACAUAGAAACAACGAAACAAGAGAAAGAACAAACUUAUACAUCUAGUUUACAAAACAAAAUUCAAUUCAUUUCUCAAUCUGUACGAUAUCGUACAAAUGAUCCACAUUUUCAAGUACCUAUUGCAUUUGCUCUAGGCAAGAUUAAUGAAUAUGAUUCUCUUUUACCACUUGGUGCAUAUAUGUUAAUUAAGUGUGGUAAUGAUCUUGUAAAUUAUCCUUCUCAUGAUGUUUUAUUUAAUGCUUUGGAUCGUUUAAUAAUUGCAGCUGGUCAACAUAAAUGGUCAAUUGUUUGUCCAUUUCUAUUCGAUCAAAUUAUAAUUUCAUUAAGAAAAUUUCGACAUGAUAUUGUUUCAUUAUGGAUUAUUAAACUAUUGUCUCAAUUUUAUCAACAUGAUAUUCAAACAAUAUCAGCUCUUUGUCAUCUCAUCGAAGGAAAACCUCAGGAAUUUGAAAAUAUCAAGUGGUUAAAUCAAUCAUCUUGUGCAAUGCUUCAAUUUUUGUCAAUACUUGAUAAUGAAAAUAAUGAAUUUGCUAUUGAUCGACUAUUAGUGAAAAUUGCUUUCUCCAAUCAUCACUUAUUACCUGUUAAUCCAAGCAGUUUUAAAGGAUUUUUUCUUGGCGAAGAAAUAGAACUGAAUUCAAUUUCUAUUAUUCUACUUUCUAUCAUCAUCAGUCUAUAUGGUGGUUUGAAACGAGAUGGUUCUGAUAUUGUCUUUGAUGUAUUUCAUACUUAUCCAGAAUAA